AUGUCAGUAGCUAAGGCUUUCCAUUGGGAGGAAGAGGUUUGGAACUGGAAUUGGGAUUGCUGGUUGCAAGAAACAGAAGCAGAAUAUGUGGAAUUGUUGAGCUCGAUGCAUCAACAAUUGCCACUGGUCAGCAGCCAGAAUUCCGGCAGAGAUGAGGUCGUUUGGAUGGCGGACGAGCAAAAAGGAUUCUCUGCUAAAGGUUGUGCCAAGGAAAUCAGUAGUCACGAUCAUGGUCCAGGGCUGCAAUCUAUUCAAUUAAGGAGAAUCAGAUUUGUGUGGAAGAUUAAAGUUCCUUUUAAGGUGGGUAUAUUCGGUUGGAGGUUCGUUUUGGGUAGACUACCGACGAGAGAACAAUUGAAAAUUAGAGGGAUUAUAGUUGAUGAUAUAGAUUGUUGUUGUGUUUUCUGUUUUCAAGAAAUGGAAACCUCUUCUCAUCUUUUUGACAGUUGCCCAUUUACUAGAAGAAUUUGGAAUAAAGUGGGACAAUGGAUAGGGGAUAACGUGAAUUUGCAGAAUGAGGAUCUGAGGAAUUUCUUGGAUCAUUUUGAUAAGAUUAAGGCGGUAGAAGAACGAUUAACUGUGGGAGUAAUUUGGAUAGCGUUCAUGUGGAAUCUGUGGAUGAUAAGAAAUGCUAUUCUCUUCAAAGGUAGCAUUUUUAAUUUCGACGAGUGUUUCUCCGCUAUCGUCCUUAGUUCCUGA
Molecule: messenger RNA, 699 nt
Organism: Vicia villosa (hairy vetch)
Lineage: Eukaryota; Viridiplantae; Streptophyta; Magnoliopsida; Fabales; Fabaceae
Exons: 1
Coding region: 1-699 (232 amino acids)
Source: RefSeq, a predicted model, not a curated record